This is a messenger RNA of Esox lucius (northern pike), 2891 nucleotides long. It is a transcript of the gene uroc1, whose product is annotated as urocanate hydratase 1. Gene Ontology annotation, molecular function: urocanate hydratase activity. Bases 169 to 2196 code for a protein of 675 amino acids. Lineage: Eukaryota; Metazoa; Chordata; Actinopteri; Esociformes; Esocidae. Gene Ontology annotation, biological process: L-histidine catabolic process. The transcript has 19 exons. The record is from RefSeq and is a predicted model, not a curated record.
GCUGUCCCACUGAAUGCUGGCCCUUCAGGCUGAAAAAUCGUGGAUAGUAUUGAGCUGUAGAGCUGGCAUCCCACAUAUACACUGUGAUACCAGACAGGUGUCUUCCUGGGUUUGUCUCUUCCCUGAUCCAUCUGAAGUCCUGUGGUAUAACAGGACACUGUGGACAGAAUGUUGAACCUAAAGGAUCUGUGUAGCGGUCUGCCCCUGGACCCCAUGCCUCCCAACCGGGGCCGGGACCCAAGUAUGCCGCAUGCACCCGUCAGGACGCCCAUCCUCACUCCAGAAGAGGAGAGGUUGGCUCUGAGGAAUUCCCUGCGCUACUUCCCCCCCACCCACCAUAACCACCUGGCUUCUGAGUUUGCCCAGGAGCUCAGGCAGUAUGGACAUAUCUACAUGUAUCGCUUCUGCCCACCCGUACACAUGAGGGCCUACCCUAUAGAUCAGUAUCCGUGUCGUACACCUCAAGCUGCCUCCAUCAUGCUCAUGAUCAUGAACAACCUGGACCCUGCUGUAGCUCAGUUUCCCCAGGAGCUGGUUACUUAUGGGGGAAAUGGACAGGUGUUCAGCAACUGGGCUCAGUUCCGUCUGGUGAUGUACUACCUGAGUGAGAUGACAGAGGAGCAGACUCUGGUCAUGUAUAGCGGUCAUCCAGCAGGCCUGUUCCCCAGCCUGCCCUCGUCCCCCCGCGCCAUUAUCACCAACGGCAUGGUCAUUCCAAACUAUUCAUCCAGAGAGCAGUAUGAGAAGAUGUUUGCUUUGGGCGUAUCAAUGUAUGGACAGAUGACUGCUGGUAGUUAUUGCUACAUUGGGCCUCAGGGAAUAGUACAUGGCACCAUGCUGACAGUGCUGAAUGCAGGGAGGAGGUACCUGGGGUCAGAUGACCUGAGGGGCAGGGUGUUGGUGACAUCCGGGCUGGGGGGCAUGAGCGGGGCGCAGGCCAAGGCCGCUGUAAUCGCUGGAUGUGUUGGGGUCAUUGCCGAGGUGGAUGCGACUCCCCUUAGAAAGCGACAUGAGCAGGGCUGGUUAAUGGAGGUCACCAGUGACAUAGAACAUUGCAUCCGACGCAUUAGAGAGGCCAAGAGAUCCAAGACCCCCCUCAGCUUGGGUUACCACGGCAAUGUUGUGGACCUAUGGGAGCGUCUGCUUAAGGAGUAUGAGAUGACAGAUGAGCUUCUGGUGGACCUGGGCUCAGACCAGACCUCCCUCCAUAACCCCUUCAGCGGGGGAUACUACCCGGUCCAGCUCAGCUUCCAACAGGCCAACCAGCUCAUGGCCACAGACCCAGCACACUUCAAAACCAUGGUCCAUGAGAGCCUCUGUAGACAGGUAGCUGCCAUCAACAAGCUGUCUGAGGCAGGGAUGUUCUUCUGGGACUAUGGCAACGCCUUCCUCCUGGAAGCCCAGAGGGCAGGAGCUGCGGUACAGAAGGAGGGAGGUGGAGCCACUGAGUUCCGCUAUCCAUCGUACGUCCAGCACAUCAUGGGAGACAUCUUCUCUCUGGGUUUUGGACCGUUCCGCUGGGUCUGCACCUCUGGUGACUCCCGUGACCUGGCACUCACUGAUGACAUCGCCGCCACCGUCCUGGAGGAGAUCAGUGCCAACGUGACUGAGCGUGUGCAACAGCAGUACAAUGACAACAUCCGCUGGAUUCGUGAGGCUGGAAAACACAGCAUGGUCGUGGGCUCCCAAGCCAGAAUCCUCUACUCAGACCAGAAAGGACGUGUGUGUAUUGCCCUGGCUAUAAAUAAAGCUAUUGCUGAUGGAAGAGUUUCAGCUCCUGUGGUCAUCAGCAGAGACCACCAUGACGUUAGUGGAACCGACAGUCCCUUCAGGGAGACCUCCAACGUGUAUGACGGUUCUGCCUUCUGUGCAGACAUGGCGGUCCAGAACUUUGUCGGUGAUGCUUUUAGAGGGGCCACCUGGGUGUCCCUUCACAAUGGCGGAGGGGUUGGCUGGGGUGAGGUGAUAAAUGGGGGGUUUGGUCUGCUUCUGGAUGGGUCAGAGGAGGCAGCAAAAAGAGCAAGUCUGAUGCUCAACUGGGAUGUCUCUAAUGGGGUGGCUCGUCGAUGCUGGUCGGGGAACUCCAAUGCCUAUGAGACAAUCCAAAGGACAAUGAAAGAGCAGAGGCAGCUACGAGUCACCAUGCCCUUCCCUGUCCAGGAUGAACAUGUGUUGGAUAGGGCCCUGCAGGGCUAGACACAACACAGUCCGUUUAUGUCAAUCAGCUGUCACAGAAAGAAGCAUGCAAAACACUAUUUACAGUUGACUUACUGUGUUAAUCCAAAUUACCAUUUACUGUGUUUUUCCUGAAAUAACAGCACAACUUAAAUUAUCCCUUUCAAUAUAUACUGUAUGUGAUCUCCUCUAUAUCCAAAAUUGCAUGUCAUCAAUGGAAAACUAAUGUUCUUGGAUAUACAACCCUGUUUCCAAAAAAGUUGGGACGCUGCGUAAAAUGUUAAUGAAAACAGAAUGCAAUGAUGUGCAAAUCAUUUAAAAGUUAAUUCUAUACAAAAUAGCCCAAAGACAACAUAUCAAAUGUUGAAACUGAGACAUUUUAUGGUGUCUUGAAAAAUAUAGUCCCACUUUGAAUUUGAUGACAGUAACAGGUUUCAAAUAAGUUGGGAAAGAGGCAACAAAACACUGAAAAAGUUGUGUAAUGCUAAUAAACUAAACCUGGUGUAUACUAAACCUAUAGUAAAAGAGUCCCGGUGCUAAACUGGCCGGUAUGCAGUUCAGACCUGUCACCCAUUGAAAACAUUUGGUGCAUUAUGAAACUAUAAAAUAUAAAGGAGACUCCCAACUGUUGAGCAUGCCUCUCUCCCAACUUUUUUUAUAAUGUGUUGCUGACAUCAAAUUCAAAAUGGGCAUGUAUUUUCCCAAAAACAAUAAUA